Molecule: messenger RNA, 1343 nt
Organism: Astrephomene gubernaculifera
Lineage: Eukaryota; Viridiplantae; Chlorophyta; Chlorophyceae; Chlamydomonadales; Astrephomenaceae
Source: the annotation of a GenBank genome assembly
CCCAUAUACUAGGCGCGAACCAUACACAAUAUUUUGACAUCCAAGGCACUGCAUUUCCAAUACUGUUUCUUGCAAAACGCCAAAAUCCCUAGGAAGACGAGUCGCCAUAGCAAGCCUUGGGCAGCUUUCUGAAGUAACGAACAUGUUGAAAUUAAAAGUACAUAAUAACAUCCAGCGAACACCAGCUUCAAGGCAAUGCAAAUUCUACGCCCGUCCUGUCCUCGCCGCUAUUCCUCGCGUAGCAUGCCGCGCAAGCCAGCAGCCGGACAAUACCCAUCCAAGUGGAUCUUCAUCGCCUCAAGAUGACCUUCCACCAGAGCUACGUGAUCUUGCCAUAAGUGAAGAUGGCUUCCUGAUCGAUACCAAGACCGGCAAGAUGAUCAACGAGAUGGGCGCCACACGGUUCGAUGUGGCCGUACGGGCCCUACGUGGGGAGCUGGACCCGCCGGAUUGGGUGGAGAACUCGGAGCGCACCCCUGGAGUCAUCUUGUCUGCUCUGUACCAGUUCCCGCGACCCUACAUCUUCCAAGUAGUCGGCCGAGUACAGCAGCCAGCAGCGGCACCGGCCGCCGCGGCAGCAGCCACCACCAGCGGCGCAGCAGCACCCGCCAGCAGAGCAGCCCCCACAACGGCAUCAUCAUCAUCAUCAUCAUCAUCAGCAGCAGCAGCAGCCCCCACCAGCGCAGGACGCAGCUGCAGUCAGGGUAGUGGUCCCGAAACUAGGAGUACAGGUAUCAGUGGCGUUGAUGGUGGUGGGGGUAGAGGCGGUAGCGGCGGGGCCAGCAGCGGCGAUGGGAAGGAGGCGUUCGUGGCUGACGUCAUCGCCCGCAUCUCCCGAGUAGCACAGGCGGAGGUGGCGACGGACAAGGUUGAGGUAAAGGAGCGGUUGGGCGGGAAGUACAUCAGUGUGUCAGUUGAGGUGACCGUACGAGCACCCGAGCUUGUGGCGAUGGUGUACGACGAGCUUGCGAAAGACCCGCGGGUCAUUAUGAAGUUCUGAGUACAUGUAUGGGGAGUCGGUAGGUGCCCCUGGUGUGUGUGCAUGCUACCUGCUGGGGCCCUGCUGGGCAGCGUCAGCAGCGAGAGGUGGGUGCGAUGCGUCCUAUAGCCCUGGCGCUGGUGAUGGUGGUGGUGGUGGUGGUGGUGCGCGCGCGGCGGUGCUGCUAGUAGCAUGGUGACCUUGGUGGGCGGAUACCCUAGACCAGGCUACGGUGAUAAUGCCCCCGAUUUAAAACCCAACGCAGAGUCGCAAGGAUGGCCAAAGCGUAUAAAAGCGUGCCCGCCUUACUUAUGCCCUCCUGACUCCGCUCGGUGCUAGCCUCAGAGCAGCAGUAAUACGACAC